Molecule: messenger RNA, 1359 nt
Organism: Amoebophrya sp. A120
Lineage: Eukaryota; Dinophyceae; Syndiniales; Amoebophryaceae
Source: the annotation of a GenBank genome assembly
AGGCACAGCUAUGCUCAUGUUUGCGUUUGCCUCCCGGCGAGACUGAUAUCGUGCAGUAGUAUUUGCUGUUGGCAACUUCACCAAUACUUUGCGUGGGAGGUCCUCUCCGCUAGUUUUACAACUACGUACAUACAUUUCACUGUUCAUCGACUACGUUUUUCACAACCCUGAAUGUGUUAACAUCUUCUCGGCCACUUCUAGAUCAAUACUUUCCUCGGCAGCUGGAGCUGAAGUCUGCACAAGAUGAACAGAUCCACGACACGACCAGUUUCAUCUAGCUCUCGGGAACAAGAGGAGGAGAGUUCCCGGUGGUGGGCUUUUGUGAAGCGGGAAUUUUUGUCCAGCUCCCGUAGUAAGGAAGGCUGGACGUUUGCCGAGGUCAUUGCUACGGUCCAACUCGUUGUGGUGGUCGUCAUUUUCGCAUUGGUUUACGUCCUCUCCCUUCUACCUCGCGAGGCGGUGGCGCGGUUGCAGGCGCUGCGUCGCAGAAUCGCACGCAGUGAUAUUUUCACCAUGGCGGAGCGACACCAGGAAGAGGCGCAGCUGCUGCGCGCCCAAGGUGCCUUACUUUCGCGGCGCAAGGUGCGAAAGUUUUUGCUGCGGCGCGAGUACAACUGGUGCCGCUGCGCGAUGUUGGCCUUCUUCUGGUUGCGGGAGGAGAUCCGAGCGGUGUUUGCUUGCGUGACGUCUAUGAUCGUGAGCCGGAUCACGUACUAUACAGGAAGCAAGAUGUUGUUGCCGACAUCUUCAUGCCGCGCACUGGACAAUAAAGACGACGAAGAUGGUACGGCGAAAAUACGGCAGAUCUUGAAUGCGAAGGAAGAAAGGCGGCGGCGGCGGGCAGAGGCAUUAAAGAGAAGAGUGCGUGUGGCGGACGCGCGCGCAAGAACGUUUCCAUCCGAAAUGAGUCCGUGGGCGCUGGUAUCCGAGAUGAAGCGCGGGAGCCAGAAACUGCCGCUGUUCGGGCACGGCCAGGAGCGCGUAGAUGAAGGCAAACACGAGAGGUCUGAACAAGAACCAGUUAAGCCAGUCAGCAACGUGCCGGUCCUCGUCUCCACUCUGUUUCGCGAAGUCAGUCCGGUCGCGGAAGAAGCAGUAGAAUUGCCCGUGGUGAUCGUCCCAGGAGAACCGGUUAAGACUUUGGAUGGCAGUCAAUCUGCCACCCUUUCGCAGAAAGGAAAUUCUCAGAAACGCAGAAGCAGUUUGCGCCUGAUGUCCUGCAUUUUUUAGACUGAAGUGUUGCAUGUUUUGCAAACCGGUGCGCUGCAGUACCAAUUUUGUUGAGCGAGUUUAUUCAAAUUUAAUAGGGUGUUGCGCCUUACGGAUAAUCUUCGCUUCGGAAAAUUAGUAAAAAAGAAU